Messenger RNA from Lutra lutra (Eurasian river otter), 4392 nucleotides. It is a transcript of the gene EXOC5, whose product is annotated as exocyst complex component 5. Gene Ontology annotation, cellular component: cytoplasm; exocyst. NCBI's taxonomy places the organism in Eukaryota, Metazoa, Chordata, Mammalia, Carnivora, Mustelidae. The coding region runs from base 226 to 2352 and encodes 708 amino acids. The record is from RefSeq and is a predicted model, not a curated record. The transcript is spliced from 18 exons. Gene Ontology annotation, biological process: Golgi to plasma membrane transport; exocytosis.
UGGGAGCGGCGCGGGCGGCGCCGGGAGGCAGCUGACAGGCGUCUGCGGCUUCGCUUCAUGGCCGCCCUCCCGCCCUGCCUGGGCUCUGUGGGGAGUGGGGGAGCCCGCGGCGGCCCCGAGCCAGAGCUGGCGAGCCGAGAGGGGACCUGUGCGCGGCGCCGCUGAGGCGCAGCAUGUGAAGAGGAGACGGCUUCCAGUGCGAGGCGAGCGUCUCAGCCGGCCGGGAUGGCUACGACGGCCGAGCUCUUCGAGGAGCCUUUUGUGGCAGAUGAGUAUAUUGAACGACUUGUGUGGAGAACCCCAGGAGGAGGCUCUAGAGGGGGUCCUGAAGCUUUCGAUCCCAAAAGGUUAUUAGAAGAAUUUGUAAAUCAUAUUCAGGAACUACAGAUAAUGGAUGAAAGGAUUCAAAGGAAAGUAGAGAAACUAGAGCAACAGUGUCAGAAAGAAGCCAAGGAAUUUGCCAAGAAGGUACAAGAGCUCCAGAAAAGCAAUCAGGUUGCCUUCCAACAUUUCCAGGAACUAGAUGAGCACAUCAGCUAUGUAGCAACCAAGGUCUGUCACCUUGGAGACCAGUUGGAAGGGGUAAACACACCUAGACAGCGGGCAGUGGAGGCUCAGAAAUUGAUGAAAUACUUUAAUGAGUUUCUAGAUGGAGAAUUGAAAUCUGAUGUUUUUACAAAUUCUGAAAAGAUAAAGGAGGCAGCAGACAUCAUUCAGAAGUUGCACCUAAUUGCCCAGGAGUUACCUUUUGACAGGUUUUCAGAAGUAAAAUCCAAAAUUGCGAGUAAAUACCAUGAUUUAGAAUGCCAACUGAUUCAGGAGUUUACUAGUGCUCAAAGAAGAGGUGAAAUCUCCAGAAUGAGAGAAGUAGCAGCAGUUUUGCUUCAUUUUAAGGGUUAUUCCCAUUGUGUUGAUGUUUAUAUAAAGCAGUGCCAGGAGGGUGCUUACUUGAGAAAUGAUAUAUUUGAAGAUGCAGCAAUACUCUGUCAACGGGUGAACAAACAAGUUGGAGAUAUCUUUAGUAAUCCAGAAACAGUACUGGCUAAACUUAUUCAAAAUGUAUUUGAAAUCAAACUGCAGAGUUUUGUGAAAGACCAGUUAGAAGAAUGCAGGAAGUCUGAUGCAGAGCAGUAUCUCAAAAAUCUCUAUGAUUUAUAUACAAGAACCACAAAUCUUUCCAGCAAGUUGAUGGAGUUUAACUUAGGUACUGAUAAACAGACUUUCUUGUCUAAGCUUAUCAAAUCCAUUUUCAUUUCCUAUUUGGAGAACUAUAUUGAAGUGGAGACUGGAUAUUUGAAAAGCAGAAGUGCUAUGAUCCUACAGCGCUAUUAUGAUUCAAAAAACCAUCAGAAGAGAUCCAUUGGCACAGGAGGUAUUCAGGAUUUGAAAGAGAAAAUUAGACAACGUACCAACUUACCACUGGGGCCAAGUAUCGAUACUCAUGGGGAAACUUUCCUAUCUCAAGAAGUGGUGGUUAAUCUUUUACAAGAAACCAAACAAGCCUUUGAAAGAUGUCAUAGGCUCUCUGAUCCUUCUGAUUUACCAAGGAAUGCCUUUAGAAUUUUUACCAUUCUUGUGGAAUUUUUAUGUAUUGAACAUAUUGAUUAUGCUUUGGAAACAGGACUUGCUGGAAUUCCCUCUUCAGAUUCUAAGAAUGCAAAUCUCUAUUUUUUGGAUGUUGUGCAACAGGCCAAUACUAUUUUUCAUCUUUUUGACAAGCAGUUUAAUGAUCACCUUAUGCCACUAAUAAGCUCUUCUCCUAAGUUAUCUGAAUGCCUUCAGAAGAAAAAAGAAAUAAUUGAACAAAUGGAGACGAAAUUGGAUAAUGGUAUUGAUAGGACAUUAAAUUGUAUGAUUGGACAGAUGAAGCAUAUCUUGACUGCAGAACAAAAGAAGACAGAUUUUAAGCCAGAGGAUGAAAACAAUGUUUUGAUUCAAUAUACUAAUGCCUGUGUUAAAGUCUGUGCUUAUGUAAGAAAGCAAGUGGAAAAGAUUAAAAAUUCCAUGGAUGGGAAGAAUGUGGAUACAGUUUUGAUGGAACUUGGAGUACGUUUUCAUCGACUUAUUUAUGAGCAUCUUCAACAAUAUUCGUACAGUUGUGGGGGUGGCAUGUUAGCAAUUUGUGAUGUAGCUGAAUAUAGGAAGUGUGCCAAAGACUUCAAGAUUCCACUGGUAUUACAGCUUUUUGAUACUCUGCAUGCACUUUGCAAUCUUCUGGUAGUUGCCCCAGAUAAUUUAAAGCAAGUCUGCUCAGGAGAACAACUUGCUAAUCUGGACAAGAACAUUCUUCACUCCUUUGUACAACUUCGUGCUGACUAUAGAUCUGCCCGCCUUGCUCGACAUUUCAGCUGAGGUUGAAUAUGCAAGGGAAAUGUGUUGUACUUCAGCAGGCCUUGGUUGAUAGAAAGCACAGGAGAUUUCUUAUGACACAGCCAACAUUUUAUGGAAAAAUGACUGUUUGGAGAAACAGCAGCCAUACUUACCCUUGAGAUUUUAUUUGAAAUUUGGACACUACUGGCCAUAUUUUGUUUUUUCCCCUUAAGUUGAGUUUUAAUUCUGUUCUUGAACUUACAAAUUUCAGAUUCUAAAUUUCAUAUUCUGUGAAACUACAUGUCACUGUUUUCAUCCUGGAAAAUGUUGGUGUCAGAAGACAAAUGUGAUGUUAUCAGUGUUCCAGUUGACAUUCUUUAACAUAUUCUCUUGGGAAGUUUCACUGUCCUAUUUUGCAUUAAUGGUAAAAUACAACAAAACUGCAUUUAUUAUUUACCAAUUUUUAAUGACCUUUUCAGCACUUGGUAAUUGUUAAACAAGUUAUUUUAGGUUUUCCUAUUGAACUUUUGCCUCUUUCAAAAGGUUAGUAAUUGAGCAUAAUUUCUGUAGUUGGUUAAUUGGAUUUUUUCCUGAGGUAUAAUAAUAUUCCAAGAAAAAUGUUAUAGACUAAACUAAAAUGAUGAAAUGUUUUAUGUAGAUAUUAGGUGUGGAUCAGGAUACAUCUGCUUUCUGGGUAAAAAAAAAAAAAAAAACAAACCUUAAAGUUUACUAUUUCUUAUUUUGUAAACAGAUUUUAAGCCAAUGCUGGCAAGAAAUUAAUAAGUCUGCCUUAUUUUAUAUUUCAUUUAAGAUAAGGUGGAGGACCUUAACUAAAGGACCCUAUUUAUUCAUUAUUUUAAUAUUAUAAGGGAAAUAAAAUGAGGUAUAGUCUAAAUGGUGAAUAUGAGAAAUAUUGACAGUGUUUAGCAACAGUACAGUCCUUUAAGAUUUCUUUCUUAAUGCUAAACUGGAAUAAGAUGGGAUGGCUAAACAUAAGUAAUCUAUUUUAAGGAGAACCAGGAAUUGAUAGCAUUAUAUAUUCUACAUCUGGAGAUGAGCUUUGUAAAAACUGGUUGCUUUUUAGAUCUAUAGUUUCUGUCAUUAUCUUUUUCAAAGUAUUUCUGAAGCAGUUCUUACUGAUUGGAAUUAAUUGAAUUGGCUUAAUGUAGUGACAUAAUAAAUCACUUAUAAAAUUUUAAACAUCAAGUGGAAAUUUAGAAAGGCUAUUACUCUACAAUUUCUAUAAACUUGCUCCGUAUGAAUUCAUUCUUAUCUAUAUGUAGUGUUUCAGCUUCCUUUGUGUUUUUCAUAAUCAUCUAGGGACAGAUAAACUUUAAUGUUCAGCUCAUUCUUGGCAUUUUUUUUCCCUUUAAGAAGAUUUUUGGCCUAAUUUUGGCAAACUACUUUUCUUUUAAGACUAUGUUUCUGAAUGGUCAUCAAUUUUUCCAAAACUUCCAGGUCCAACGCUAGCUACUGUUUAAAUUACUAUUGACUAAAUAUUCUUCAUUUUCUGUUUAGCCCAGUGUUACCAAGGUAAGGAAGAGAAACAAAGUAUGCCAACUUUUAUCAAAGCAUUUCAGGAAAUCGUGGCAGUUUUAGAAGGCUGUCUAGUUUUCUAUUCCUUAGCCAAGGGAAGCCAGAACAGAUUUUGGAUACUAGAGAAAGUCAUAUGCUUGUACUAUUGCCAUUUUAGAAAGCUCUGAUGUGAAUUCAAAUUAUACCUCUGUUACUUAAAGCCAACAAUUUUAAAGCAGUAGUUUUACUGGCCAUUUGAACUCUUUGUACACAGUGUCAAUUUGUAAAAAAAAAAAAAAAAAAAAAAAAAAAUCUUAAAUAAAACAUGUGAGAAACAUUUUAAGACUUCCAAAUCAGAGAAGUGCUUCAAAUUAUUUUGUUUGGAUUAAUUUUUAAAAUGUAAAGGCUAUACAUGUUGCUUAGAUAUUUUGUUAAUUAUUAUUUCCAUGCUUGAGUUUUGUGCAAUAUUUUCCAUUAUGUCCAUUGACCAAGGCAGUGAUAAAGAAAACUCGUAAGUGAAUACUUAGAAGUGUUAACAUUAAUGCUUUAAUAAACAAAUUCCCUGCA